AUGGCUUUACGACCGGCGAUAUGCCCUUCGAUACUGAACGCCGAUCUCGCCAACUUGGCUGCGGAAUGCCGUAAGCUUUUAGCGGCAGGUGCUGAUUGGUUACACCUGGAUGUGAUGGACGGGCACUUUGUUCCUAACCUGACAUUCGGUCAUCCUCUUGUGGAGUCAUUGCGAAAGAACCUUGGGCCUGAGCCGUUCUUUGAUGUUCAUCUUAUGGUCGCCGAUCCUGGCAGAUGGGUGACUCCCAUGGCUGCGGCAGGAGCCAACCAGUUUUGUUUUCAUUGGGAAGCCGCUCAUGAAAAAGGUGGUGAUGCAGAGGUGUCUUCAGUGAUCAGUAAGAUUCACGAAGCCAAAAUGAAAGUCGGAUUUGCUAUUAAACCCAAGACGCCGGUGGAGAAAGUCCUUCAGUUCGCUGAUAAAAUUGACAUGGCUUUGAUCAUGACAGUUGAACCAGGCUUCGGUGGUCAGAAGUUCAUGAGUGACAUGAUGGAUAAGGUUCGCACCUUGAGAAAGGCGUAUCCUGCGCUCAAUAUUCAAGUGGAUGGUGGGAUAUCAGCUGCGAAUAUUCAAAUACCAGCUGAAGCUGGUGCGAAUGUGAUUGUAUCGGGAACAGGAGUCAUAAAGGCGCCCAGUCAAGAAGCCGCUAUAAAGCAGAUUCGAGAAGCUGUUCAGGCUGCAAUCCAAAAGGGUUUUUAA
Molecule: messenger RNA, 696 nt
Organism: Haemonchus placei
Lineage: Eukaryota; Metazoa; Nematoda; Chromadorea; Rhabditida; Trichostrongylidae
Source: the annotation of a GenBank genome assembly